This is a messenger RNA of Ipomoea nil (Japanese morning glory), 796 nucleotides long. Its product is annotated as 50S ribosomal protein L18-like. The transcript has 2 exons. Gene Ontology annotation, molecular function: structural constituent of ribosome; 5S rRNA binding. Gene Ontology annotation, cellular component: ribosome. Lineage: Eukaryota; Viridiplantae; Streptophyta; Magnoliopsida; Solanales; Convolvulaceae. The record is from RefSeq and is a predicted model, not a curated record. Bases 154 to 510 code for a protein of 118 amino acids. Gene Ontology annotation, biological process: translation.
AAAACUCUCCGUUUACUUCCUUCUCCGGCUUUUCGCGCUACUCCGCCCUCGGCUUCUCCGGUUCUCCGCACUCGGCAUCUCCAACUCAAAGUCCGGCGUUAGUUUUCCUACUCACUUCAUGGUCGGACAAUCGAUUUAUUCCCCUUAGCAGAAAUGGUUAUUCCUCCACCAGUUAGACCAGAAAGAGUCACAAAGUUCCUCAAACCUUAUGUGUUGAGGAUGCACUUCACGAACAAGUAUGUGAAUGCUCAAGUAGUCCACACACCAAGUGCAACAGUUGCCACAGCUGCCAGCACACAAGAGAAGAGUUUGAGGUUGGGGAUGAUAGAAGCGAAAGAAAACAGGCGGGAUGUUGCUGCUGCUGCAAAAAUAGGCAAGUUGCUGGGGGAGCGACUGCGGGUCAAAGGCAUUCCUGCUGUUUCUGUUUUCUUCAAAAAGGAUCAGAGAUACCAUGGAAAGGUCAAAGCUGUGAUUGAUUCCAUCAGGGGAGAAGGAAUUGAAUUGGUUUGAAUUUGGACUGCUGAUGAAUAAUUCAUUCCCAGUUUAUUUCUUGAACAAUUUAUGCUAAAAAACUUGGGUUAUUUGAUUCAAAUGCAUCGUGGGGAAGGGAAACUGGAAAUGUAAUAUUUUUUAGGGAAGUUUAUUGGUACAACAAACAUUGAAAAGUUAGCGCAGAUUCUUCAUGUUUUCCUGCCAUUUUACUCAAAUUACUCACCUACUUCACGUUGCCCUUUCAUCUUAAAAUCUUUAUUACACUUUCUUUUAUAUGAUAAUUUAGUAUCACUUGCAUCUCUAA